AUGGAUGCAUACUCGGGGUAUAAUCGAAUCCCGAUGUACAAGCCGGAUCAGGAAAAAACAUCCUUCAUCACACCUAGAGCAAAUUAUUGCUAUGUGGUUAUGCCUUUUGAAUUAAAAAGCGCAGGAGCCACAUAUCAAAGGUUGAUGAAUAAGGUGUUUGCGCCUCACCUUGGGAAUCUAAUGGAAGUAUACGUAGACGAUAUAUUGGUAAAAACUAAGGACAAGGCCGACCUCCUGACUGACCUCUCACAAGUCUUCAACACCAUUAGGAUGCAUGGAAUGAGGUUGAAUCCUGCAAAGUGCACCUUCGUAGUGGAGGCCGGAAAAUUUUUGGGAUUCAUGCUAACACAAAGGGGGAUUGAAUCUAACCCCGACAAGUGUAGAGUAGUCCUAGAAAUGAAAAUCCCGACUUGCUUAAGGGAGGUCCAGCAACUAAACGGCCGACUUGCAACCCUCUCUAGGUUCUUGGCGGGAUCAGCAUUAAGAACCCUUCCACUUUUUUCCCUACUAAGAAAAGGAUGCCAGUUCGAAUGGACUCCUAGAUGCAAAGAAGCAUUCCAGGAGUUCAAAAGGUUUUUAAGCCAACCUCCAAUUCUGACCCGACCUAAAAAUGGGGAAAAACUCGUCUUGUAUUUGUCCGUAGCCGACAAAGCUGUAUCAUUAGCUCUAAUACGGGAAGAUGAGGUCGGGCAGCAUCCUAUGUAUUUCACCAGCAAAUUUCUACAAGGCCCCGAAUUAAGGUACCAAAAACUCGAGAAGUUUGCGUAUGCCUUAAUAGUAGCCUCUCGAAGGCUACGGCCUUAUUUUCAAGCUCACACAAUAAAAGUCCGAAUGAACCAGCCCAUGAAGCAAAUACUUCAAAUAGACAUUACGGGCAGAAUGGUUCAAUGGGCUAUAGAGCUAUCCGAGUUCGACCUCAGUGGAGCUGACAUAAUACUAGUCAGCCAAGAGGGAACCCAAAUAGAAAUCUUCCUCAAAUUCGAGUUCCCUGCUUCUAACAAUCAGGCAGAAUAUGAAGCCUUGAUUGCAGGGCUAAAGCUGGCAGAGGAAGUCGGCACAACCAAAGUAGUCGUGUUCAGUGACUCCCAGGUGGUGACCUCCCAGAUCAACGGAGAGUACCAGGCUAAAGAUUCCAAUAUGAAAAGGUACUUGGACAAAACCUUGGAACACCUUGGGUGGUUCUCAGAAACCGAGGUAAAACACAUAAUUCGGGAUCUCAACAGCAGAGCAGACGCUCUUUUCAAGUUAGCAACAAAUGGGCAAGCUGAGGAAGCCAACAAGGUUAUACUGGCUGGUUUAAAGAAAAGGUUGCAAGAUGCAAAGGGAGCAUGGGCUGAAGAACUCCCUCAAGUACUGUGGGCCUAUCGAACUACACCUCAAUCUGCCACAGGAGAAACACCCUUCCAACUUGCUUAUGGAAUAGAAGCCAUGAUAUCAGUUGAAAUCAGCCAGCAAAGUCCAAGGGUGAACUUCUACGGCGAGGUUGGCAACAUACAAGGACACAAGAAAGAGCUCGAGCUACUCCCUGAAGUCCGAGAACAAGCCCAAAUAAGGGAAGCAGCAUUGAAGCAAAGGAUGACAAACAGAUAUAACAAGAAAGUCAUUCGAAAAAGCUUCGCCCCAAACGACUUGGUCCUGAUCAGAAAUGACAUCGGAGUCAACAAGUCGGGGGAAGGAAAGCUUGCUGCUAAUUGGAAAGGGUCAUAUAAGAUAAGUGAAGUCUUAGGAAAGGGAUACUACAAGGUAACCGACUUGAGCGGUACCGAGCUACCAAGGUCGUUGCAUGCUUGUAAUAUGAAAAGGUACUAUAGUUAA
This is a messenger RNA of Arachis ipaensis, 1815 nucleotides long. The record is from RefSeq and is a predicted model, not a curated record. Lineage: Eukaryota; Viridiplantae; Streptophyta; Magnoliopsida; Fabales; Fabaceae.